GACGCAUCCCAGUCUCGGUCUCACUCGAGCGCUCUUGCUGCCGCUGCACAUGGCGGAUCCUGUUGGCGAUGCUGGGGCCCCCCCUCAUUUCACAUCGCCAGCCUUCCGAAGCUCGAAACAUCGAUCGCGAAGCUCUUUGACCCGUGUAGCCUGGCCCUUUGCGGGGCUCUCUCGCUGCGCGCGGCUCGUUCCGCUGUCCGACAUACCCGCUAUUAUGAGGAGCCGGUGUGCGUAUACGAUAUCGCGGACUGCACACCUCCGACGACCAAAUCUCCCAGAGGGCCCCUGGUACUCACUGAAAGCGAAGCGAGGAUGGCCGGACGAGCAAGGGCUUCUUCUCCGUCAGAUGUCAUCUCAGACACGGUGGCGACCCGGCUCCUGCUGGAGGUUGUCUGGUCCGACGGCGUGGCCGGUUUCUGUUCCGCUGAGAACACCGUCUCCGAGGCGGGAAGGGUGCCGCCUGCAAAGAACGCGAUCGCUGCUCACUGCGUGUUACGAUUGAGCGCAUGUUGUAUACGCACGUCGUCUCGCCGCUAUGAAAGCAGUCGAGCGGUACACUGACACGGGCAUCGCGUCGGUGAUCUUGAUGCAAGUCGCACCCCAAGGAGCACAUACGUGGUGUGACCACACUCCGCUUAUGGGUGCCCAUUGGAGGCCCGGCCGCUAGUUGUUCACCACUUGAUUGUGUAGAGGUUGGUGGUAGUGGCAGUGUUCCGGGCUUUGGGCGUGGAGAUACAGAGAGGGACUGUGCUGCCAGUGAGGACGGUGUCGACGUGAGCCGACUGUCGCAAUAGGCACCUACAACGAAGGUUACGUCUCUCCGCAAAUACCACAGCAAGCGGAGGUUUCGCUGCUGUGAUGGAUGAUGAGGUAUUGCGAACUUGCCUGCUAUCCUGGCCUAUCGAAGUCGGAGAAAGAUCAGUCAGA
Molecule: messenger RNA, 927 nt
Organism: Dichomitus squalens LYAD-421 SS1
Lineage: Eukaryota; Fungi; Basidiomycota; Agaricomycetes; Polyporales; Polyporaceae
Exons: 1
Coding region: 50-502 (150 amino acids)
Source: RefSeq, a predicted model, not a curated record